This is a messenger RNA of Aspergillus saccharolyticus JOP 1030-1, 926 nucleotides long. RefSeq names its product class I SAM-dependent methyltransferase. The transcript has 4 exons. The record is from RefSeq and is a predicted model, not a curated record. Bases 53 to 826 code for a protein of 257 amino acids. NCBI's taxonomy places the organism in Eukaryota, Fungi, Ascomycota, Eurotiomycetes, Eurotiales, Aspergillaceae.
GCCCACACACCCUUUUCUCCGGAACGCCAUCCCACACAAAGCACAAGCCAACAUGGGAUUUGACCUCAAGAUUCGUCUGCGCAGCUACUUCGACAAGAGCCAGCCGCUGCUCGGCGCCUUCAAGUAUAUAUGGACGACCUACAGAUCCAAUGAGCAGACACCGGGACCGGGACCCUCAAUCCAGCGCCGCGCCUUUGCGAAGUGGUUCACAGAUGUUGCACCCCACUUCAUCGCCUUCGAAGAAACCACCUCUCUCCCCUCCCUCGCCGCCGCCGCACACGGCACCGUCCUCGAACUCGGCCCCGGCGCAGGCAACCAACUGCAGCGCUACAACCGCGACCAAAUCACCACCAUCUACGGCGUGGAGCCCAACGCGGCAUUCCGCGAGCCGCUCCGCGCGAAGAUCGAGCAGCUCCACCUUGACGCCAUCUACGUCCCCGUGUUCUGCGAUGUCAUGGACACGGCCGCUCUCGAGAGACAGGGCAUCGUGGAUGGCAGCAUCGACUGCGUGACGAGCUUCGGGGUGCUGUGCUCCGUGGAUCGGCCGGAGGAGGUGGUUGCGCGGCUUUGGCGGUUGUUGAGGCCAGGGGGGGAGUUGGUCGUGUGGGAGCAUGGGGCGAGUGAGGACUGGGUUACUUGGGGGGUACAGAAGGUUUGGAAUUUGCUUUGGCCGGUGGCGUUGGAUGGAUGUCGGUUGGAUCGUAAGAUGGAGGAAAUUCUACUCACAUCGGCGGAGUGGGAGGUUCUGGAUUUGAGGCGUGAAGGAGAAAAGUGGAGUAUGAUGCCCAGAGUAUCGGGGGUGCUGAGGAAAGUGCAGCGUGAUUGAGGAUUCGGAGGAGUUGAUUGUAUGGCUACCUAGUUUGUCGCUCAUGUUGGUUGCUAUGCUCAAUAGCGAGCUGUGGUGGGAGAAAUAGCAUAGUAGUAUG